UGGUGGACCCGCUGAGAACCCCAAAACAGCAGAGGCGCCACUUUUGCAACCUCUCGCCCAUUCCCUGCAGGUCUCUGAGUAGCCCCGGGCUCUCCGUCGCCCCUUCGCGGGCCGUCCGCCGUCCUGGCCUCCGCAGUCCCCAUGCUGCUCCGGCGCCCCCUGGCCAUGGCCAGCCGCGUGGGCGCGUGCGGGAGCGGCGCGGGCGCCGGGGGGCCGGUGGAGGCCGCCAUGCGCGCCAAGCUGGAGCAGGCCUUCGAGCCCGAGGUGCUGGAGCUGUGCAACGAGAGCGGGGGCCACGCCGUCCCUCCCGGCAGCGAGACGCAUUUCCGCGUGGCCGUGGUGAGCGCCCGCUUCGAGGGCCUGAAGCCGCUGCAGCGCCACCGGCUGGUGCACGAGGUGCUGUCGGAGGAACUGGCGGGGCCGGUCCAUGCGCUGGCCAUCCAGGCUCGGACCCCGGCCCAGUGGAGGGAGAAUCCUCAGCUGGACACGAGCCCCCCCUGCCUGGGCGGAAGCAAGAAAACCAGAGGCGCCCCCUGAGCCCCACGAUGAGAUGAGAGAGGACUCUGACUUUGGGGACUGAGCACCACUGUUCCAGGACAAGCAGAGUCCUAAGUGCUCUCACCCCGGACUGAAAAACUGCCCGGUUCCCUACUUGUGACUAAGGAUCUACCGGGCCUGAUGAGUUGGAAAUAAUGCUUACAUUAAAAGAAUU
Messenger RNA from Suncus etruscus (white-toothed pygmy shrew), 712 nucleotides. RefSeq names its product bolA family member 1 (gene BOLA1). The transcript has a single exon. Bases 142 to 537 code for a protein of 131 amino acids. The record is from RefSeq and is a predicted model, not a curated record. Lineage: Eukaryota; Metazoa; Chordata; Mammalia; Eulipotyphla; Soricidae. Gene Ontology annotation, cellular component: mitochondrion.